Messenger RNA from Geodia barretti, 6325 nucleotides. Lineage: Eukaryota; Metazoa; Porifera; Demospongiae; Tetractinellida; Geodiidae. The record is from the annotation of a GenBank genome assembly.
GUAAAUCGCAGCGAUGGCGUCAAACGUAAUGAUAAGUGUGACAUUUCUAUUGAUUACGGUUCUGACUGCUGACUGCACGCCAUCUCCUCCACUGAAUGCUGCAGGGAACUUUGUCCAGUGUUUUGCUUCCACUGAUUGUUCUGGUAGUCCGUCAUCUAUCACUGCCACUGCCAAACAGUGUUGUAUUGGUAGUGAUGAUUCCUUGUCUUACAUGACUCCUGAUGGCUGUAACAGGUGUAUUGUUCAUGGUUUUAGGAAGGCAAAAUUCGAUAUUACUGAAGGACAGGAUGGAAAUAUUGAGUUUCUCAAGAAUGUGAAGGGACAAUCACGUUAUAGGAGACUAGGACUGCCUCUCUUAGGAAAUAUCACGUCCACAGCAGUAACUGCAGGGGCCAGUGACUUCAGUGACAUUGGGGUGAUAGAAACUGACAACGAAGGACAGGCAGUCUUUGCUAUAACUGCCAAUGAUGACGACACAGUAUUAGAGAGCAUUGAAUCUGUGAGACUGAGGUUUACAGCAUUCUAUACCCAAUUCACGGAAGAGCUAGAGAGUGUUGGAGAAUACAUUAGAGACAUGGCAUAUGUACACAUUACUGACAAUGAUGGUGACCCUUGUUUUAUUGGGUUCACUCUGGGGCAGUACACUGUCAGUGAAGGUGCUGGUUCUGUUAGUGUUUGCGUCAACCUAACAUGUCCUGCUAACAAGACCAACUCCAUCAGAAUGGAGGUGUACUCUGAUGAUACUGUUGCUGUCCCUCGCCCACUGGCAAAUGGUAACUUUCCCAGCAUUGAAUGUGAGUAUACAGCGGAGGACUUUGACGAUUAUGAGCAACAAAUUCGUGGCUGUAACAAAAUGCAGUCGGUGACUAUAGAAGAAGGAGAGACAUUGUGUUAUGACCAGAUAAUCUAUGAUGAUGCACGUGUGGAGCCAACAGAGUAUACUGGCCUCACACUUCUUAUUAAAGAUGCUACAGCUGCCACCGUUAUUGAAAGAGGACACACUGUCAUACGGAUUGAGGAUGAUGAUUCUGGUGUAGUCGGUCUAGAAAGUGGAUAUUUCUUUUCGGAAUUAGCUGGGUCAUUUCAAAUGUGUGCUACAUGGCGAUCACCCACAAGUACAAGAUGCCCCUUUGAACAUUCUUUUAGUGUUCCACUGUCUAUAACAGAUAACAGUGCUGAUAUUGGAUCUCUGUUAGAUCCCUUGUCAUUGAUUUUUGAAGAUUGCCAACAGAGAUCAUGCGUAGACAUACUUAUCCAUAAUGAUCACACACUAGAGGAUCUUGUUGAGGUGUUCACAGUUAGUUUGGAAGCAGUACCAGAUCUGAGUGACAGGAUUAUCCUGAAUCCCGCAGAGUCCAGAGUUUUAAUCAUUGAUGAUGAUGCGCUUCACAUUGGUAUUGAGGAUUUUAGCAUCAGUGAACGUAAUUCAUCUGUUGAGGUGUGUGCUCGGUUGAGUUCUGAUCCUGAAACAUGCCGCGUUGAUUUCGAGUUCAACGUUGUUUUCUCUACUCAGGAUGUAACUGCAACAUCAGGUCAUGAUUAUGAGUCAAUAUCUACCACUGUAAGAGCAAUGCCUUGUCAGCCAGUCAUCUGCACAGAAGUUACAAUCAUUGAUGAUGACACGGUAGAGUUGCUGGAGAAGACUUUCACUGUUCGACUGGAAAGAACUCCUGGUCUUGACUACAGGAUCUCACUUGAAGAUACACCUGCAACCAUCACCAUCACUGAUGAUGAUGUUACUAGGUUUGGUCUGAGGGAAACUGAUCUUGAAGUUUAUGACAAUGAGACAGAGAUUGAAGUGUGUGUUGAGGCAAAGCCACCCUACAACAGUGCAGUUUGUCCGGUGGGAUUUCAAUUCAAUUUGAAAGUUUCCGUUCAAGGUGAAAAUGAUGGAACUGGUGAUGACUACAUUACCAUGACAGUUGAACAAUGUGCCAUCCAAAAGUGUGUUCUGGUUCCUGUGAAUAUCUCUGCCGUCAAUCAACUCAGUAUCAACCUGGAACCUCCAGCCAAUCACGAUAACAGAAUUGAGCUGGUUGAUGUGAAGCACAAUAUAACUAUUUCGUCUACUUUCGUGGCAACAGUUGAAUUUGAGAGACGAUCAUUGACUGUACAAGAGGAGGAUGGUAGAGCUGAAGUGUGUGUGUUAGUUACAGCUCAUGGGCAUCAUUCAGAGUUACUCAUCCCCGUCAACCUCUCAACUUCAGAUGUCACAGCAGUGGCAGGCCAGGACUACAGGUCACUACAGUCAAUCCUCAGAUUGGACCCUUGUGAAGAGAAAGCCUGUUUUGAUGUGGCCAUUAUUAAUGAUGUGAGGGUAGAAGAUAUGGAACAGUUUACUCUUAGUCUAGUCUAUGAUUUUGGAAGUGGUGGUGAUGUAAAAGAAGACAAGGUUGAUAUCUGGAUCAACGAUACUGAUGAGGCCUUGGUGCAGUUGGAAAGGGAGCACUACAUUUUAACAGAAGGAGAAGAAAGUGAAAUAUGUGCAAUUUCAUCGGUUUCUGUGGAAACAGAGAUUUGCAUCGGAUUUAAAAUCUUUAAAAUUAUAGAACUAAAAAUCGGUAUUAAAAGAAAAAGUUGUCGGAUAUUCCUUGUUGAAGAUAACAAUAUCCUUGAGAAUCCCUAUACAAGACCUAUAACACUGCAAAGCAAUGAUAGUAGGAUAUCUAUAAUUGGGAAUGGAUCGAUCACUAUCAGAGACAAUCCCAGUUUUGAAGCUACUGUGGGAUUGGACAAUAUGACAUAUACAGUGAAAGAGGAUAAUCUGCAACUUAAUGUCUGUGUUGUGGUGUUUUCUCCGACCACUGCCUGCCCUAUUGCCUUCCCCUUUGAGCUAAUAUUUGCUGCAAAUCCGGGCACUGCAUUCCAAGGACGUGAUUAUACACUCAAUGACAGGGCUGUGAAUUUUAGUGCAUGCAGUAAGAAGGAAUGUCUGACAGUAGACAUCAUUGAUGACGACCUCAUUGAAGACACUGAAACCUUUACCAUCACUCUACAACCACCAAGUCAAGACUUCGCUGAGCGCAUCAUACUCAGUCCUAAUGUGACUACUGUUACCAUUGAAGAUGAAGAUAUGGCAAUUGUCACUUUUGACAGACCUGAGUACAUUGUCCAGGAAACAAGUAGCAGUCUAACAGUCUGUGCAAGAGUGAUUAGCCCUCGUGUGUCUUGUCCAGUCACCAUUCCCUUCUCCCUGACCUUACUCAUUUCUGAUAACACUGCCUUAAAUGGCUCGGAUUAUGUGGCUUGCAGAGUGCAAACAAUAGAGUUUGCCCGUUGCAGGAGAAGUGCGUGUGCUCCCCAUCGUAUUUCCUUUGUCAACGAUCCCUAUAAUGUGCAAGUGGAGAAUAUGGAAUUUUUUACCCUCUCCCUCCUUAGUGAUGUUCCUCUGGUCAAACCUGAUCCCAGCACUGUUGUUGUCACAAUCCGCGAUGAUUCAGAAAGGGCUUAUAUCCGACUGGAGAAAACAACAUUUACUGUAACAGAAGGAGUGAAUGAGACUGUGAGAAUAUGUGCAGAGAUUUACGACCCCACACCAGACCGGAGCUCCUGUCCAGUUGUCUUUGACUUUGAAAUAAAUCUAUCAGUUGAUGGGGAGGACUUCCCAAUGGCAUUUAGGAGGUGUUCUUUCAACGCAUGUGUGUCCGUUCCAAUUGACGAUGAUGAACAACUUGAGCUGACAAAAAGAUAUACAUAUCGACCGGAGAGAACAGAUGACCUUGACAGAAGGAUCAUCGUCAAUACUGCAUCAGGAACACUCACAGUGAUUGAUGACCCCACAGAUGAGGCGGUAUUAAAGCUGGACAAAACAGCAUACAGUGUCCAAGAGGAGAAUACAACUGUCACUGUCUGUGUUGAAGUUUGCAGACCAGCUAUAGAUACUCCAAUUGAUUUCUCCUUCUCUGUUCUACUCAACACACUUGACAGCACUGCUGUCAGCAUAUCCCGGGGAAAUGUUAGAGCUGAUUUCAGUGCUUCACGAAGAAGAUCACUCUCUUUUUCUGUUCGUGAGACGAGAGAGUGUUACAACAUACACAUCACCAAUGACGACACCCAAGAAGACACAGAGACGUUUACUGUCACUGUCAAUAGGACCUCUAGUCUGGACCCCAGGAUAAGCUUAGAAGAUAAUGUGGCAGUGGUUUCCAUCGUUGAUGCUGACAAUCAAGAGGACUAUGUAUCCCAAGACGCGACCGGUGAUCUAAUAAUUGAAGCAUGUCACCGAAGGCAGUGUUUCUCUGUUGGUAUUGUGGACACCAGAAAGGUGGAGGAAGAGGAGAAUUUUUACAGCAGUCUCAUGAGGACUGAGCAGCUUGAUCCUCACAUCAAAAUAGGCUCCCGGACCAAGACAAAUGUUACCAUCAGAGACGAUGAUACGGCUAGGUUUGGUCUGACUCGAGCUCAGUACAGGGUAGAGGAAGGCCAAACACUAACAGAGACAGUGUGUGUGGGGUUGUUAGAAGAAAGUGGAGAAUGUGUUGUGCCGUUCAUUAUCAAUGUUAUAUUCAACAGCAGGGAUGGCUCAGCUGAUUCACCUGAAGACUAUGAAGCUCUGAGUGCGGUUAUGGCACAUGUCCCUCCCUGUACCUCUCAAAUCUGUGUCAACAUCGAAACUGUUAAUGAUGAGCUAGUAGAAGGGGAUGAAAACUUGUAUGUGUCAAUCACCAGAGGCAUCGAAUGGGAUUCCAGAAUUAGUUUAACUCAGACACGUUCCGAGGUUGUCAUCGAGGAUAAUGACUCUGCCAGAGUCACCAUCCAAAACUCAAACUACAGAGUUAGCGAAGCCGAUAGACGAGUGACAAUCUGUGCUCAAGUGCGAAGUCCUUUCCCAGUCAGUGCAGACUGUGAACUAGACUUUCCCAUCAGAGUCAGAUUGGUUCCAAUUGCUGGAUGUGCAGGACCUUCAGAUUAUGGAUCAUCAAUAACACUGAACUUCGCAAGAUGCGAUAUGGAAGCCUGUGGAACAAUAAGGAUUAAUGAUGACUCCAUCAUGGAGAAGGCAGAGGAAGAGUUUACUGUCUCUCUGCAAAGUGCAAAUACUGACACCAGAGUUAGAGUCAGUGCUAGGGCCAGCACUGUCAAGAUCACAGAUGAUGAUGAUGUGACCAUUGGUUUGCAGUUUAGUGCAUACACUGUGAGAGAGUCAAGUGGUAGGGUACGGGUGUGUGCCCUGAUGAGUGGAACAAGUGACAUCAACAGCACAGUCCUUCUAGCCACGGUCUCCGGCACUGCAGGCACUGGCACACCGUCAGAUUUUGACAGCGAGUCUCAUAGUGUGACAUUCGAGCCAAUAAGUUACCGACAAUGUGUCUAUUUCAACAUCACGGAUGACAAUAUUGUAGAAGAGAGGGAGUACUUCAAUGUCACUUUGGGAAGGACUGCAGACCUGGACGAUAGAGUUCAGCUUGGACGAAUAUCUACAACUAUUUUUAUCAACGAUAACGACAAUGCAAGAGUGAGACUGGAUCCACUAGUUGCGGAGAAUACUGAGGGGAGAUCUGUCGAACUCUGUGCUGUUGUGGAGUCUGCCAGCACAGGCUGUCGCGUUGAAUAUGAUUUCAACAUAACUCUUUAUAUCAGAGGAACUGCAGAUAAGGGGGAAGACUAUUCUGGUCUGGAGUCAUACCUAACAAUACCUAAAUGCAGAAACAGGCAGUGUAUGGCGAUACAAAUCACAGAGGACCUGGUUGUGGAAAUGAAUGAGACCAUUUUAGUUAGGAUUUCUCAGAGUGUGAACUCUGUCAGCUAUGACAGAAGUACAGCGACCAUCACCAUCUAUGACAAUGACAAUGCGAUGGUGCGCCUCAGGUCUCUCUACCAGAUAGUACGGGAGAAUGUUGGUAGAGCAAGUGUUUGUGCUGUCGUCAGUGGACAUCCAGUUAAAUCUAUUGCCUUCCCCUUUUAUAUACGGUUCACAUUUAUCCCCGACAGCGCAACUUAUCCUGAAGACUUUAGAACGACACAGGUAGAUGUGAGAUAUGACCCUGUCCGGAACAAGGCGUGUGCUCAGCUGGUAGUGGUAGACUUUCCUGGAGUGGAGUUGCCAGAGUCGCUCUAUGUGGAGAUUGCACUAAAGGACGAUCAUUCAGCCAUUCAGAUCAGCAACACUCAGAAAUAUGGAAUCAUUGAGAUUAUGGAUGACGACGUUGCUGGAGUAGGUCUGGAGAGGACUGUCUACACUAUGAGCUCUACUGCUGAAACAGUGGAAGUGUGUCUCUAUGUAUCAAGGCCAGCAAUAAGUUGCCCCAUCACUUUCCCCUUCGACAUCUUCUUCAAUUUAACAACCAGUGCAGAUGUGUUUCAUGUUGAUACAAACCAAGAGCUC